CCGGCGAGAGCUGAUGACGCAAGAGCCCGCGCUCACUUUUCAGCGGCAGGCGAAGGGGGCUGAGGAAAGGAGGUGGAUCCACGUAGGGGAAGUUGGGGUGCCAUCAGACGGAGACAGCUCGGACAACCAGGCUUUUAAGAACUGUGCUGUUGUUGACUUCGUCACAGAAUCAAGCACUCUUUUGGAAGAGGAAAAUCUCCCUCCGAAAACUGAGGACACUUACCUUCCCCGUAUAUUGAGUCCAGCUGUGUUUGGUGGCCCAGGUACUAAUUUCAAGAUGCCAGGACGUUCCAGUUCAAAUUCAGGUUCAACUGGUUUCAUCUCCUUCAGUGGUGUAGAGUCUGCUCUCUCCUCCUUGAAAAGCUUCCAAGCCUGUAUCAACUCUGGUAUGGACACAGCUUCUAGUGUUGCUUUGGAUCUUGUGGAAAGUCGGACUGAAGUGAGUAGUGAAUAUAGUAUGGACAAGGCAAUGGUUGAAUUUGCUACAAUGGAUCGGCAACUAAACCAUUAUGUAAAGGCUGUUCAAUCUACAAUAAAUCAUGUAAAAGAAGAACGUCCAGAAAAAAUACCAGAUUUAAAAUUAUUGGUAGAGAAGAAAUUUUUGGCUUUACAGAACAAGAAUUCUGAUGCAGACUUUCAAAAUAAUGAAAAAUUUGUACAGUUUAAACAACAGCUGAAAGAACUAAAGAAGCAAUGUGGUCUUCAAGCUGACAGAGAAGCUGACGGAACAGAAGGAGUGGAUGAAGAUAUAAUUGUGACCCAAAGUCAGACCAACUUCACCUGCCCCAUUACAAAGGAGGAAAUGAAGAAGCCAGUGAAAAAUAAAGUGUGUGGCCACACCUAUGAAGAGGACGCCAUUGUUCGCAUGAUUGAGUCCAGGCACAAGCGGAAGAAAAAGGCCUGUUGCCCUCAAAUUGGCUGUAGCCACACGGAUAUAAGAAAGUCAGAUCUUAUCCAGGAUGAAGCACUUAGAAGGGCGAUUGAGAACCAUAACAAGAAAAGAUAUCGUCAUUCCGAGUAGGAAAAGCCACCUGCCUGCAGGGACACCAGCAGCCUACCUCCUACCCCAGCCGUCUGUUGAGAGCAGUGCUGACCCCAGCAGUUAGGGACUGGCUACAUAGCAUACUUGUUGGGGGUAAAACUUGAUGCUUUUAUGUGUGCUUGAAAACAUUUUUCAAAGUUACACAACAGAAAUGCAAGCAUAUUGUUUAUUUUUAAGUGUUCUAUAAUGUUAAAUAAAACUUUGAUCAUCUGCCAUGUC
Nomascus leucogenys (northern white-cheeked gibbon) is the source of this 1261-nucleotide messenger RNA. It is a transcript of the gene NSMCE2, whose product is annotated as NSE2 SUMO ligase component of SMC5/6 complex. The record is from RefSeq and is a predicted model, not a curated record. Gene Ontology annotation, molecular function: ubiquitin-protein transferase activity; SUMO ligase activity; zinc ion binding. Gene Ontology annotation, cellular component: nucleus; Smc5-Smc6 complex. Gene Ontology annotation, biological process: protein ubiquitination; double-strand break repair via homologous recombination; protein sumoylation. Lineage: Eukaryota; Metazoa; Chordata; Mammalia; Primates; Hylobatidae.